Molecule: messenger RNA, 1254 nt
Organism: Guillardia theta CCMP2712
Lineage: Eukaryota; Cryptophyceae; Pyrenomonadales; Geminigeraceae
Exons: 1
Coding region: 1-1254 (417 amino acids)
Source: RefSeq, a predicted model, not a curated record
AUGCUCCUUGCAACUCAUGCGAAUGUUUCCCGCGCUCAUGGAGGGCACGACAAGACGAUUCUUGUGCUCAAGAGAGAGAAAGGCUGGCAUGGCUUCUCCCGCUCCACGAGAUCAUCCACAAGAGCGGUGUCCACCGCGAUCAAGCAUGAGGUACACAGGAUGCACAUCGCCAAGUUGAAGCCACAUGUGAUAGAAUCCAAGAACAGCUCUGCGAUCCAUUGCAAGCUGAUUCGAAACUCGGCAACAAGGAAGAGAUUCCUGGAGAAGAAUGAGCUCCAGCAUCUCGGAGGGCAUGUUGCUCUCGCCAGCUUCCCUUCGUCCGGCAGUUUCAUCGCCCGGACUCUGAUCGAGAAGUCGACAGGGGUGUGGACGGGGAGUGAUGUCAAGGAGUACGACAGGAAGAAGCUUGCUGGUGAAGGAACCCAUCACGAUGCCGUUUGGUUCGUACAGACUCACUGGCCCGACCGCCCGGCUCCCUCGUUCUCGGCUCGUAGGGCUGUCGUGCUGGUGAGGAACCCGCUGCAUGUUCUUGUCACGUGGUUCAACACCAUGGCAACCGGAGCGCAGAACCAAACUCUGCCCAAGUUCGUCUACAAGCGCUGGCGCAACGUGUGGGAGAGCUUCGUGAAGCACGAGCUCCAGGUGUGGAAGGGCUUCCACGACUACUGGCUGAAGCACAGGAGCUCCGAGAUUCCUGUGCUCGUUGUGCGGCUCGAGGACUUGCUGGGCUCGCGCAGGGAGCAGGUGGUGGAUGAGAUCGUCGCCUUUGCUGGGGCCAACGCGUGCGGCCUGAAAGGCUCGCACGCUGCCUGUCUCUCGAGCUUGCCAGGGAGGGAGGAGGAGCAGCUGGGGAAGGAGCUCAUCUUGCCGCAGCUCUUCAGCCCGAAGCUGCUGGAGUGGGUUAGGAACGAGACCAGGACGUGGGCUUGCCUGCUGGGAUACGGGAGAGAAAUUCUGGGAGAGGGAUGGGAGAAGGUGUGCCGCGCUGCAGAGAAGAAGUCGUUCAACAUGGCGGGGAGCAACGAAGGAGAGCAUGUGAGAGGAUGCAGGGGGCUCGGAACGGGGGCAGAGAGCAGCGGCGGGUUUAUGACGAUCAACAGGCCUCAGCACUUCUGCCUUAGAGAGUAUCUCUGUCAUCACAGGAAGAUCGGGAACAUGCGCAUGCUCGAGCAGACGCCGCACGUCGACGGGCCGAACCUCAAGCGCAUCCUGCGCAUGAAAGGCUUCCGAAUGAACGAGCUGCGGGCUGGGUAG